AUGCGCAUGCGUUGGGAGAGUAUCGACUCGACCACAGUAUUUGGCGGAGCUUGCCUGUUCUUCUCGUUUGUUGUGCAGCGCUCAUUCGAUCAACAAUCCGAGCUAUACUCCGAGAUACUCUGCUGGACGUUACUCCCACUCCUGCUUCGAGUCCGAGAAAGGCUCUUCAAGACCAGCAGGUAUCGAGACUUGUCCGGCGACUCCGACUUGAAGCCGACUUUCCUCAACAAUCUAUGGCUCUGGACGAUCGCGGCAAUUCAGACAUGGAUUCAAUCCGAAAGUGCUACAUCAGCAACACGUCGCCUUUCAGGUACUGCGUUAUGCGCCGUGGUGGGCAUUUUGAGCUUGUCGAGCGGUGACAUUGGCAGCUCGGCACUGUCUCUUAUUGCAGUCUUGCCUCAGCUACUUGUCUACAUUGCUCUACUACCCAAGGAGGUGCUCGGGUUGUGUAGACUUCCUGUCAUCCGCGAUGAGGGUAUGGACAUAUCACGACUUUGCUGGAGAAUUGUGGCCACGUUGGCCAUGGUUGCGGGCAUCUUCUUGGGCAUCUUUGGCCUCAUCAUACCUUCCAUGACCCAUACGUUCGCUACAGGCGUGGCCAAGGCAAUGUUAUGGUUCUCCCUUCUUCAAUUGAGACAACACGCUCCGUGGUAUAUUGCUCCUGCCAUCGAGACUUUUGGCCUCGUCGCUACUCGUGACCCAUACGUCCAGUCUUCUGAAGUCCAUGCUGUCUUCGACGUGGUGGCUUCGGUCGUCACACUCGCGCAAGUCGUCUACACUCUGCCGAAAGAAGCCAAGGUCAGACACGGUCUCUGGAUCUUCUUGCUUGCAUCAAUCCUACCAUAUGUGCUCAACUCGCUGGCGAUCAAAGGCAGCAUGACAUCGAUAUUGCACGACCAUCCCGUUGAGAACCUGGUGAACAAUGCGAAAGCCGAAUUCGAACAAUUGCUACAGAGGCAGUCCAGAGAUUUCACAGCAGCUCAAAACGAAUACCAACGCAGAUACAACAUGGAGCCUCCGCCCGGCUUCGAGGACUGGUUCAAUUUUGCAAAGGCACAUAACUCUCCCAUCAUUGACGACUUCAACACCAUCCACGACUCAGUCUCGCCCUUCUGGAGAUUGAGCGGCAACGAAGUCUUCCGAAUGAUGAGGCGUGCUCGAUCAUCAACGCCCACCGAGCUCUGGCAGUGUAUCGUUGGAAGCAAGUCAUCGAAGACCACUUGCGCUCAUCAUGAACAUCAAUUCGACCGACACAUCAGCCUGUUGUUCAACCAACUCCUCGGUGACGAAUCGAUAAAGCUGCCGGGCGUCAAAGUCCUGGUCAACGGUCUUGACGAGCCUAGUAUAAUGAUCCCACCAGAGUCUUUGGGCACCGGCGUAAUUGGAGCGGAUGGGCAUUUCAACCUGACAGUCAUGUCACGACGGCCAAUUUGGGAAGAGCUUACUAGGCACUGUUCAUCAGAGCGAAGGGACGCGAGCUCUCCGGAGAAGCCUGGGACUUUCGGCAUGCCCUUUGUUACGGAUAAAUCGUCGAGCAUGAACCUAUGCCAGCAUCCGGAAUACCGAACAACCCAUGGUCUCCUCCAACGGCCCUCGUCCUUCUCUCUGAUCGAAGAGCCGCUUCCUGUCCUGUCGCCGGGCGUGCCAUCAACCAUGGCCGACAUCCUGUAUCCGAGCGCAGCUUACAUAGAGGAGGAGUUCCAAUACGACGAGACACACGAUCCAGACUGGGACCACAAGCGGAACAACCUCUACUGGGCCGGAUCCAACACCGGCGGCUUCUCAUCCGAUGGUCAGUGGAGAUACUUCCACCGACAACGAUUCGUAGCACUGGCACAGAAUCUGGAGCAAAAGUCCCACAUUUAUCUCCAGAAGAUCGGAGAUAGCGUUCAGCGUGUGGGAUCAUCGUUCCUCAACGCCAGGCUGUACGACGUUGCUUUCACCAGGAUUUUCCAAUGCGAGAGAAGUGCCUGUAGAGGUCAGAGGACUUACUUCAGAAGAAAGCCGUGGGCGGACAGGUACAAGGCGCUUCGAUCACGACUGGCAUUCGACCUCGAUGGCAAUGGUAUCAGCGGGCGAUACUAUCAGCUUCUCGCCUCGAAGUCUGUACCUCUGAAGCAGACUCUUCUCCGAGAGUGGCAUGAUGAUAGGCUGGUACCGUGGGCUCACUACAUUCCCGUCAGUCAAUCUAUGGACGAGCUCCCAGAGCUGGUCAACUAUCUCACAUCGAGCGAGAUCGGACAGCAGAAGGCGAAAGAGAUUGCAGAGCUUGGUCGAGAUUGGCAUGCCAAGGCAUUUCGAGAGGUCGACAUGACUAUAUACGUCUAUCGACUUCUGCUUGAAGUAGCGAGACUGCAAGAUGUGCAGAGAGAGGCGACAGUGCCUGCAACGAGUUGA
This is a messenger RNA of Zymoseptoria tritici IPO323, 2397 nucleotides long. RefSeq lists its product as uncharacterized. Lineage: Eukaryota; Fungi; Ascomycota; Dothideomycetes; Mycosphaerellales; Mycosphaerellaceae. The coding region runs from base 1 to 2397 and encodes 798 amino acids. The record is from RefSeq and is a predicted model, not a curated record. The transcript is spliced from 3 exons.